Messenger RNA from Nicotiana tabacum (common tobacco), 576 nucleotides. The record is from RefSeq and is a predicted model, not a curated record. Lineage: Eukaryota; Viridiplantae; Streptophyta; Magnoliopsida; Solanales; Solanaceae.
UCAGUCUGGUGCGCAUCCCUGAUCAUAGUCCGAGACUUCCACGAUGGUGUGGACACGCACGGCUAAUGUUCCAGACCCUGGAGGAGCUGCUUCCCCCGUUGCUAGAGGCCAAGCCAGAGGCCUGAGGAGGGUACCGACCCGAGGUAGGGGACGAGGGAGUCCCAGAGCUGUCCCAGUAGCACCACCAGUAGAUCUUGCGGGAGAUACUAUUAUUGAAGAGCAGGGCGAGGUGCUCGCAGCUGAGCCUACCUCGGCGGACUUUAUGAUAGCACCAGGUUUCCAAGAGGUCAUGGGCCGUAUGCUGCGGUUCAUGGACACCAUGACUCAGGCUGGUUUAUUUCCAGCGGAUCCAACUACAUCACAGGCAGGAGAGGGAGCACAGACCCCUACUGCUCAGGCUCUUGGUCAUACAACUACAGUGUAUCAGACUCCGGGUGCACUACCUGCGGAUGGGGCUCGGCCAGUUGCUGUAGUGGUGCCCCAGCCUAGACCAGUUGUGGAUGGUGACUCGCAGAAGUUAUUGGAUAGAUGAACUAGACUUCACCCUCCUAUCUUCGGGGCUGAGCGUCAUGAGGA